This is a messenger RNA of Trematosphaeria pertusa, 796 nucleotides long. RefSeq lists its product as uncharacterized. The coding region runs from base 140 to 607 and encodes 155 amino acids. The transcript is spliced from 2 exons. The record is from RefSeq and is a predicted model, not a curated record. NCBI's taxonomy places the organism in Eukaryota, Fungi, Ascomycota, Dothideomycetes, Pleosporales, Trematosphaeriaceae.
CACAUAUUUAAGUGUAAAGCAGCAAUUUCCUGUUACACAGCCCAUUUCAUGAGAGUACCGCCUACCUUUCUUUCUCUACACCUUUGGCUAAAAAUUCCCACUUUCUUGCAUCCGUUCGUAUCCAUACUCGCGAGCUACAAUGUCUCCUCUCCCCAUCAUAGUGUGCGGGAAGAACCCCGAAAUCGCAAAAUUGGUCCGCAAAAAUCUACUCCCGGAAUACGAAGUCAUCCACAUCUGCCUCGACGCCUCCUCAGGCGCCGCCGAAAUUCCCCUCGUACUGUCAGGCAAAACGCCUCCCAAUGGCUCCACCAACCUGGGCAGCCAAAACUACUCCUCCGUGCCUGUCGCCAUAGCCACCGGCGGCGGCUUCGACGACGAGCAAUUCAAGUCCAUGCAGGACGCGUGCAAGGGCGUUGAAGGGAUCCAGGAAGUGCCGUGGCUGAGGCCAGAUAAGAGUAUGCCGAGGCCGGGUCAGACGGCAGUCAAUCAGUCACCGCAGAUGGCGGAGGGUGAGGAUUUUGCGAGGGAGACGGCGCAGAGGGUUAAGGAGGCUUUGGGGAAGCUGAAGUUGGGGGAGGGUGGUCAGACGGGCGUGUUUUUGUUCUGAGUGCAGACGAAGGUGAUGAGCCGAGUGGGCUGUCUGUAACUGCUCUGGAGUAGUGGAAGCCUCAAGCGGUAUUGUUAUUAGGGCUGUGAAAGUCUUCAGGAUGGAAUUCAAUUCGUCGGAUCCAUCAACUGCUGACCAGCCAACUUCAACGCAGGCUUGAAGUUCGUCGUCACAUCGUCUCUGGCCAUC